CAGCGCACUCGAUUAAGAGGAGACUCGAUUUUGCACGAACUAUGGCCGAAUCCGGUGAAGGGGUGACCGCGUUCCUUGGGAUGAACGAAGACGUGUCCGACUUGGUCCGGCGACUUGUAAGCCCGGCCGCCGUCACUGAACUGGUCCUCCGAAACCACGUCGUCCCGCAACCUGAAAAGCUUCUCGAGCUGAUCGGCCGCUGCGUUCGCCUUCGGCGCCUGCACUGCGCGUCCUGCGCACUUCCUCCGAGCGAACUGUUCGAGGUGACCGUGGAACGGCUUCCGCAUCUGGAGGAGCUCGAACUGUCUCUCGUCGGCACCUUCGCAGCGAACACGGACGGCGAGAUUUGGAACCUGCACCGGAUAGCGUCGCGACGCGCCGCCAUCGUCCUGUCUCGCAGCUGCCUACGUCGCCUGUACGUUGAGGUCGGCGGCGACCACAACUUCGAGCUCCUCCGGGAGCUUUUAGGAUUCUACCCGAGGCUGACCGAACUGCACGUUCACGUCGUGCGUGGGGGAACCUUCUCGAAAGCUCUCUCGGUGUGUCUUCAUCUCCACAACAGUCUCCUCAAGCUGGAGUCCUUCACGUUCACCAGCGAACUGCCGCUUCCGUUUCCCUACGAGCCAGACUUGAGUUCGCCCUUCAGCGUCAUCGCAGCCGUCUGCGCCAACCUGCGUCACAAAUGGUCGGACGCCUCGUGGAGCAGCCUCGGACUCCUUGAAAUCGCAAACUCGGAUCGAAUCUCUGCUCUUCCCCCACAGAUGAUAAUAGUUGCCGUCUUGAACGACGAAACUGAGAGGCUGUUUAGUGCGGCGAGCCGCCCGCGUCUCUGGACGCACGUCCGCCAACUCUGUCUCCUGCUGCUUACGCCCAAUGCCGAGGAGCUCUUUUACCCUGCCGCAGGCGGUGCGUUCCGCGAAUGUCUUCGCAACUUCUUUAGCGUCGCCCUCGAACAUGUGGUCGAGCUCAACCUGAGUUCGCUCCACGUUCGUCCCAACCUGGACCUGAUGGAUUUGCUUCAGGAAAGGAUGCUGAAUACCCUGAAGGCGUUUUCUGUGCCGCCAUGCGCGUUUCGAAGCCAGUCCGCCGUGCGGCGCCUCGAAGCGAGUUGCCCAAACCUCGUAGACCUUGAUGUGCGCAUCCAAAGGUUACAGCGGCACUCCCUGUGCGCUUCCUGUGAGCUUCUAUUAAGCCCCGAAUGGAAUGAGCGGCCCCGGUCGAAACCCAAAGAGGGGUACUAUCGUUACAACGCAAUCGACAGGCUGACCCUGUGCGACGUCUCUUCCGAUGCACUGCUAUGGUUCCUCGAGUGUUACGGAGCUGCGGUUAGGCUUCGACUGGUGAAUUGGUGCUACUUCGAUAAGCUUCAUUACGGCCGUUUGUGCGAGCAUCUGGGCGAAAACGGCUCCAUCCGGUGCCUUGUCAUUCAGCAUCCUCACCUGCCAAUCCAGGAUGAGCUUCUUCAGGUCAGCUUGUCCCUCAUGGCCAGCCUCCGGCACUUGUGCCUUUUGACGUGGAUGCCCGUGGGCAACAUCGAGGCGCUGUUGUAUUUGGAUCAGAUCCUUGAUCGCGCACGUCAACUGGAGUGCGUCCACAUUCACUACAAGCACCACACCGAAGCCACCGAGCAGCGGGUCACGUGGCUUCGACGUGGCCAAGAUGGAGUCCUGUCGCGAGGAGGUCCCUGCAUCGCGUGCUGCUCGACGGCGACGUUCAUAGGAAUGGUCAAGCCGGUCAACCGCGACUGCGAGACUGUAUUUGUAGCAUGAGAUUGUGCAAUGCGCGUGUUCCAAUAGUAUUUCAUCCAAUCGCGGCUUCCGCUUCCGUCGUUGGACGUGUUUUAUAAUAAACUGUUAAGCAGGUUCAA
Messenger RNA from Rhipicephalus microplus (southern cattle tick), 1867 nucleotides. RefSeq lists its product as uncharacterized. The record is from RefSeq and is a predicted model, not a curated record. NCBI's taxonomy places the organism in Eukaryota, Metazoa, Arthropoda, Arachnida, Ixodida, Ixodidae.